Molecule: messenger RNA, 1509 nt
Organism: Dimorphilus gyrociliatus
Lineage: Eukaryota; Metazoa; Annelida; Polychaeta; Dinophilidae
Source: the annotation of a GenBank genome assembly
AGUGCGAACCUAAACCGUCGCGCCGCCAUCUUGAAUCUUGAAGACAGCUCGAUUUAUUUGUUGCGAUAUACAUAAAAUACGUCAUGCCUAGUGUUUGUAUUGAACGAGUCGAAAUGACUCGACACCAAUAUCAAGGUUUGAAGACGUAUAUAAUGGGUGAACGUCGCAGAAAACAGAAAGAGUUGGAACUAGGAGAGGAACAGGAGAAGAAAAGGCGUCAAAGGGAAGAGGAAAGGAGAAAAAAGGAACAGGAACAGCGAAUAUCCCUUGAAACUAUCACAAAGCAGCUUCAUGAGAAGAGAAACAAAUUAACAGAAAUGAAGAAUGAAAAAACUCAGCUAUUUGGUCAGUUGAAAAAGGUGAUCAGCGAAGAGGAUGAGAAUAAAAAGCGAAUUGUACAGGAAAGAAAUGAGCAACUCUUAAGUCAUAGUCUUCUUGCUCCUCAAGUGACUGGUUAUCCAGCUGUACCUAUCCCGACUAUGCUCAAUAAGCCUUCUUUAUCAAAGAGACCUCAUUCCCCUGAUCAGUCUUCACCUGUAUACGGUAAAGCUUAUAAAGCAUUUUCUCAAGAAACACCAUUCGCUCCAAAAAUGGCUACAACUGCAGCUACGAGUACUACGGGGUCUUUUGUUCCUGCCUACCCAUCAAUGCAUGCCUAUCAAUAUCCUUCAAUAACGCCCUAUUCCAGUCAGCACUUGCUAGCAACAACAAAGAGUCUACAACAGCAAUUGGAACAUGCAAAUAGCAAAGCAGGAUUUUCUGCCGACGAUAAAUACAAGUUGCAACAGCAGUUGCAAAGGGGUCCAGUACCUGCUCCACAACAGCCUAACGCUGGAAGUAUCGUAAGCGGCUAUCCUGUAAGAACGCAAACUAAUCCAUCAUCGGCCUUUACACCAACUUUGACAGGCCAAAGAGUCUUCGAGAGAAGUUCGAAGAGUGACAGAAUGAAAAAAACCUAUUUUUUUUAAAAGAUUUUUGAAAAUUCAAUUAACUGAACCUAAAUUCAAAAAAAUUGCGAUGCUAGUUUUCAUUCAAUUUGUUGAUACAAGAGAAUUGUUGAAUUAUAUAUUUAAAAAAAUAUGUUUCCCAGAGUGGAAAUAGAUGAUAUAGUUAGUUUUUUUUUGAUAAAUCGAUAAUAGCUCAACUACUGCAUUAUUAUCACAAUUUUCCUUAGAAAUGGAAAUAAUUAAUUAUAUAAAUCCAUAAACUGUACAUAUAUUUAUGAACAAAGCGUAAAAUGCAAAAUAAAACACAAAGUUAUACGCAUACAGCACAAAUUGUAUAUGAUUUAUAAAGAAAUAAUUGAAUAACAAUACAAUCUCUCUUUCUUACAUUUACAUAUAUUUAAUCCUUUAAACGUCAUUGAUUGACUUAAAAGAGGAAAAUGUCAAAAUAUCGAUGAAAUGAAUCUGAUAUGAGAAAGAAUACCAUACAAUAUGUAAAUGAGGGAAAAUGAGCCGGAUAAUCAUUUAAUACUAACUAGGGAGUAAUAAAACCGAGAAAAUAAAG